Messenger RNA from Letharia lupina, 525 nucleotides. RefSeq lists its product as uncharacterized. Lineage: Eukaryota; Fungi; Ascomycota; Lecanoromycetes; Lecanorales; Parmeliaceae. Bases 1 to 525 code for a protein of 174 amino acids. The record is from RefSeq and is a predicted model, not a curated record. The transcript has 2 exons.
AUGAAUUCAUACGCUGAGAGACUCGCCUCAUUCACGUCAUGGCCACAUGUGUGUCCAAGUGCCUCUACCGUAGCCCGUGCUGGCUUUCGCCGAGAAUACGACCCUACUUUUCCGUCCCCUGAUCUCACUCAGAAGAAGAAGCACCGGAAUCAGAAGACUCGCCAGCAAUAUACGAGAAGGUCUCUACAAGCCGUCACUCAGCAAGAGGAGGAACCAUUGCAGCAGGCAAAUGCGGAGAACACUGCGGAGAAAUCAAGCGACAAUAAGGCCACCAUCAGCAAGAACACGGCUCAGCUCUCCACAAUCCCACGUCAUAUGCUCUCCACGGUUCCACGUCAAAUCACCACUCAGCAGGCGGAGAACGACACUACAAUUUGGCCUGGUAUCUCUGCGUGCCUCAACAAUAUCACAUUGAUAUGGUAUAUCACUGGAAUGACGUCACAAGAGGAGGAUCUACUGCGACGAUCACAGCCAAUUGGAUCUCUUCAGGACGGAGUUCGGACGAUGCAUAUCUGGACGAAUUGA